Molecule: messenger RNA, 2289 nt
Organism: Ooceraea biroi (clonal raider ant)
Lineage: Eukaryota; Metazoa; Arthropoda; Insecta; Hymenoptera; Formicidae
Product: malectin-A
Cellular component (GO): membrane
Molecular function (GO): carbohydrate binding
Source: RefSeq, a predicted model, not a curated record
CGUCGCGAUACAGAGAACUACGUGUGGCCGUACGUACAACAGCUGUGCAUCGAUACCGCCCCGUGAAUUCGACACGCGUUCGGUCGGGCGCAACGUGCCAUGUGCGUUUGAUCGUAAGGUCGACGCGACAGUUCGAUGCGAUUCCACGUGAUUCCGGGGAACACGAGGCGUGCCGGAGGACAGUCAGGACGAAUCCCGGAAGACGAGUUAUGAGGAGUUGUUUCUCGCGGGGAGCAAGUCGAGUCACUUUGAACCGCGAAUGACACGUUUGCUUUGAAGAUGCGAUCACCAGCUGGGUACGAUGUUUCCAUGGCGAUACUACUGCUGUUGCUCCUGGGCGUCCUCACACCUGGCCUGCACUGUCUGGAAGUGAUAUACGCGAUAAACGCGGGUGGCGACGCGCACACGGACAGCUACGGGAUACGCUAUGUCAGGGACCCUCUGAUGGGCAAGGUCGGCACGGCGUCUGAUUACGGUAAGCAGCUGCUCAUAGGCCGCAUCAACAACAUGGAUCAAAUUCUCUAUCAAACGGAGCGCUAUCAUCAGAACACCUUCGGCUAUGACAUACCGAUCAGCCAGGACGGUGACUACGUCAUGAUACUUAAGUUCUGCGAGGUUUACUUCAACUCGCCAAAUAUGAAGGUCUUUGACGUCGUGCUGAACGGAGAUCAUACUGUGGUCACUGAUCUGGACAUCUUUGAGAGAGUUGGCCGAGGUGUCGCGCAUGAUGAAUACGUCCCAUUCAGAAUACAGGGCGGGAAAGUGAUAUAUAAUGAUGAAGAAUCGGAUAUCCUGGCAGGAAAGAUAAGGGUAGAAUUUAUAAAGGGUUAUAGGGACAAUCCGAAAAUAAAUGCCAUAGCCGUUAUAAAAGGAACUUUAGAAGACAUACCGCAAUUGGGACCGAUACCGCAAGAUCCAGAGGAGUAUCAUAGUAUGCAAGAAGAGGAAGAGGAAACCACUGUGCGUAGCCGACAUACGAGUGGUCCGAGAACACCCGACCCGUAUUCGGUAGAUGAUUCGUCUGUGAUGUUGCCCGUUUUCAUUGCCAUCGGCGCUUUCAUCCCUGUAUUGUUCUGUCUAUGUAAAUUAUAAGCAAACUACAUGAUGCGCACACACGUGCAUAGAAUAUGCCUUGUACUUAACGGUAACAGUGUUCCCGAUUGUUUAGAUCCCUCGCUCAAUCCACACGAGAGGAGAUCUGAAUUUGUAAAUAGAUAAUCAGUACGUCUUUUUUCCUUUCUUUACGUUGUCAAGUUUUAGCGAAAUUUGAAAUAUUUAUUAUUAAUUUAUAGAUCCAGAUGUGUAUAUGUGUAGAAUGCCCUGGCUUUCCGCAUUUCUAUUUAUCCAUGUGAGUUUUUCAGAAUUUUUGACUGCAUGCUGUUUUUCAAGUACAAAUUAAUAUUACGACUUUUAUAAUUUUAUAUAACAGUUUAUUUCAAAUACUUGUUUAAUAUAUAAAUGCAGAUAAAAAAACAUGUAUAAAUCCAGAAUGAAAUUAAGUAUAAUUUUUGAAUUUGAAACAAUUUGAAGAGAAAUAUGAGAUAUUUAAAAAUCUCUGACUUUAAUUAUCAACGAUAGAGUUAAAUAUAUACAGUAACAGGUAAUUUUUCUUUGGUGAGAAUUAUAAUAUUAAAAUUAAAAAAAAUUAUUUAUAACAAAUUUGUAAGACUUCGUGUAACUAGAUCUCUUAAAUAUUUUAAUAAUAUGUUAAUAAUUUCACAUAUAAAUGUGACAUGCCACAAAAAUAGACUGAUUGAAAUAAGAGAACUGUCGUUUUAUUGCAACAGCGAAAAUUACAUUUGCAAAUAUAACUUUUUCGAUAUUACAACUAUAUCCGUUGUAACAGUUUAGUUAGAUAUUGAUUAGUUAGUCCUAAGUUAUUCAAAGCGUUUAUUGCUAAAAUUUCAGCUGCGGCAAUCUGCAUAUGUAUGUAUAUUGUACGCAACACCGUAGAUCUAGUUAAAACUUGACACAUGAAACUUCCAUAAGAGGCGCGGCGACUUGUAUUUAUAACAAAAUCUUUCUUAUGUUCUGCGCGUUAUGAAACAUAUUUUUACUUCGUCGUAUGUCGUAAAACAUCUUGUACAUGUCUCAUUAUACUUCUUACACAACGUCCACAGAGUUUUAAACGUGCCAGAUGAAUCACAUAAUUUUACUGAGAGCUUAAUUUAGAACCGUUACUAAAGCGGAUUUCAACGAUUACGCAGACGACAGUCCGACAGUCCAUAAAAUACCAAAGUAAUAUCGAUCUUUUGCACAUCGGAAUAAAACUGUUAUUACAUAAAAUGA